AUGCACAACAGGAGUGUGUUUGUCUUUUCAGAGAUGAAGUGGAUUUUGUGCCUGAUAGUAGCAGGUCUUUACCUGUGUGAGCAAAGCUCUGUGGAUGCUGAACCACAACUGAGCACAAGUGUCAUUGAAAAAGCUGUGAUUGAAGCCAAGGCCACAGUGGACUCUGCUUAUGAGUACUCCAGAAGAGAGAGCAUCGAACGUGUGAAGAGGAAUUCAGCAAAUCCUUCAGACAUCCUGCGCUUGCUGAAGCAGCCUGUCGGGCCAACCCGUGAAGCUGUGCGCGCUGCUGACUAUAUGGAUAACGCUGUACAAGUCACAGCUAAGGUGUCUAUUCUUUGCUUCCAUGAAUCAGAUUUGCUCUCUGAGGAGGACCUGCAGGUCAUUGCUGAUCUGACAGGCUGCUCUCCUCGACAUCGUGUCCCUUCUUGCAAGACGACUCCCAAUUUGGACAAGUUUCGCACUGCAAGCAGCGUCUGCAACAACAGAAUGAACACUCGCUGGGGAUCUUCCAACACACCUUUCACCCGCUGGCUCCCUGCUGAGUACCAGGAUGGAAUCUCUGUGGCUAAAGGCUGGGAUGCUGACAGGAAAGUCAACGGUCAAAUUCUUCCGCUGGUGAGGGAGGUGUCCAACCGUAUUCUGCGCACAGCAAACUCUGACGUGGAGAGCGACCCACUCUACACUCACCUGGUGACAAUCUUCGGCCAGUGGACUGAUCACGACCUGACCUUCACUCCUCACUCUCCCGUCAUCCGCUCAUUCAGCAACGGCAUUGACUGCGACAAGACCUGCGAUCGCACUGAGCCCUGCUUCCCCAUUGAUAUUCCAAGGGAAGACCCCCGCUUUGGCAGAAACUCACACGAGUGCAUCCCAUUCUUCCGCUCAGCAGCAGCUUGUGGGUCCGGCAACACAGGCCACCUCUUUGGUGCAGCCAAUGUCCGUCAGCAGAUGAACUCCCUGACAGCUUUCAUCGAUGUAGGCCAGGUGUACGGUUCAGACGAUGCCAAAGCUCGCUUCCUUCGGGACCUCUCCACAGAUGAGGGUCUGCUGAGGGUCAACACAGAGUACAAGGACAACGGCCGUGAGCUCCUGCCCUUCACCAACAUGGGUGCCAACAUGUGUGCCACACGAGCUCGCAUUACUAAGGACAAUAAUGCUGAGGAGGUGCCCUGCUUUCUGGCUGGUGACGAGCGCUCCAAUGAGAACAUUGCUCUGACCUCUUUGCACACACUGUUGAUGCGUGAACACAACCGUCUGGCACGCGCUCUGGCCAACCUCAAUCCUCACUGGAAUGGAGAGAGGCUGUACCAGGAGGCACGCAAGAUCAUGGGAGGAUACUUUCAGGUUCUGACUUUCCGAGACUACUUGAACCACAUUGUCGGUCCAGACUUCAUUGCCAGGCAGCUGUCCACCUACCCUGGCUAUGAUGAAAACGUGGACCCCAGCAUCUCCAAUGUGUUCGCCACAGCUGCCUACCGAUUCGCUCACCUGAUGGUUCAGCCUUUCUUUUUCCGUCUUGAUGAGAAGUACGAGGAACAUGAUGAUUUCCCCAGCCCACUGCUGCACAGAGCCUUCUUCACACCAUGGAGAGUCAUCUUUGAAGGUGGUUUGGACCCAAUCCUGAGGGGGCUGGUGGGUCGCAAGGCCAAGCUGAACACGCAGGAACACAUGAUGCCUGAUGAACUGAGGGAAAGGCUGUUUCAGUUCUCUGCUGAGUUGGCGCUGGAUCUGGCAUCUCUUAACAUGCAGAGAGGCAGAGACCAUGGACUCCCUGGCUACAACAAAUGGCGCAAGUUCUGUGGGCUGUCACAACCACGAAAUCAAAGGCAACUGACAAAGGUGCUGAAAAAUAAGAGACUGGCCAAGAGGCUGCUGGAUCUCUAUGGCAAACCUGACAACAUUGACGUGUGGCUGGGAGGAGUGGUUGAGCCGUUCGUACGUGGAGGAAGAGUGGGACCCCUGUUUGCCUGCCUGAUUUCCACUCAGUUUCAGAGGAUCCGCCAGGGAGACCGAUUUUGGUGGGAGAACAAGGGAGUCUUCACUGAGACCCAGAGGGAGUCCCUGAAGCAGACAUCACUUGCCCGCAUCAUCUGUGACAACACUGGUAUCACUGAAGUACCAGAACAGCCUUUCCAGUACCAGACCAGGUCCAGGUACACUAAAUGUAGCAAAAUCCCUGCCUUUGACCUCAGUCCAUGGAGGGAGACGUUAAAGUAGAACAAAACACAGCAG
Scatophagus argus is the source of this 2232-nucleotide messenger RNA. RefSeq names its product eosinophil peroxidase-like. The coding region runs from base 1 to 2217 and encodes 738 amino acids. Gene Ontology annotation, biological process: response to oxidative stress. The record is from RefSeq and is a predicted model, not a curated record. Gene Ontology annotation, molecular function: peroxidase activity; heme binding. NCBI's taxonomy places the organism in Eukaryota, Metazoa, Chordata, Actinopteri, Scatophagidae. The transcript is spliced from 12 exons.